AUGAACAGACAAGUAAUUCGAGUUGGCGUUUCGCCGUGGGCAAACCUGAUGCCUCAUUGCAUUCGAGAGUCUCUGGAAACCGACUGUUUUCCUGGCUUCGAACUUGAAGUGUUCAGAACUUUUUCCAUGAUGCUGAACUUGUCGCUGCGCUUCGUAUACAGCUCCGUGCCGGGCUGCGGAUACUCGGAAAACGACUCGCUGAUAGCCAUGCUGCGACGCCGAGAAAUUGACAUCACUGGCAACCUAUGCAACCUACAGUCUUUAAGGGUGCAAUAUUUUCAACCGAGUCAACCGGUGUUAUCGGUGCCGCUAGGGUUCCUUGUGAACCUGCCUGAAGAUCUACAUUACGAAUUCAAGCCGCUCUCUCCUUUCCAAAUGUCUACCUGGUACUUCAUCAUCCUGAUCUUUGCAAGUCUUUUUCUGGCUGUUAUGCUCGAAAAAAUGAUUCUUGACAAAACGAGGUUUUUCGAUGCCAUGCAGCAGACGGCGUUCGACUUUUUAUCAUACAUGUUACAAUAUCGAGUGAGGCCGAACAUCCUCAAAUGGGUGUUGAUCAUUUUCAUAUUCGCGUUUUUGAAGUCUCUAUAUUCAACGUACAUUCGAGAGGCGCUGAUGGCUCCAUAUUACGUCCAGCAGCCGUUUGAAGAUCAGGAGACGUUUCUGAACCAGCUCGUCAAGAAACAAUAUCGCAUUAUAGACUACAAGCAAAAGGGCGAGGUCAGAGUUCAUGGUCUGACUCCGAGUAAUGAAAAGCGACUGCAACAGAUUAUAAACGACGUCGGUUAUUUGUACGUUGAAAAUACGAGUAACUUAUUAAGCGUCUUGUCCAAGAACAGAAAUGGGAUACUGGCAAAAAAUUCCAAUCAGCUACUGCAAUACUUGUCAAGCUACAACGAGUCGUACCGGUUUUGGAAACUUCCGAUCCGUUUCGCUUGCAACAACAUGUGCUACUUCUGGAACAGAGACUUUUCGCUGGCGGACAAGAUAAACCAGGCUAUAAUAGAACUGAACGACUUCAUCCUAAAUGAGGAAACGAGCCAUUUAAACGAAAAUGUUAAAUUCGUUGAGAGCGGCAGAAUAGUGCGUCCUCCGGUGAGCAUUGAAAGGCACAAAACGCUGAAGAAUUACGAAUUUCUUUUCAUGUUUUACGGUAUCAUACUGGCCAUUGCUCUGUCUGUUUGGUUGCUGGAGCGUCUUAUCCCACGAUUUGGUGCCUACCGGCUCAAAAUAAUGGCGCCACCGUCACCCGUUACCCACGUGAUUUGCGUUAGCGGUAAUGAGCUAACAUACAACGAUCGGGAUCAAACCGUCGACCUGACAAAAGUUGACUCUGUCUGA
Molecule: messenger RNA, 1338 nt
Organism: Soboliphyme baturini
Lineage: Eukaryota; Metazoa; Nematoda; Enoplea; Dioctophymatida; Soboliphymatidae
Source: the annotation of a GenBank genome assembly